Molecule: messenger RNA, 1332 nt
Organism: Kalmanozyma brasiliensis GHG001
Lineage: Eukaryota; Fungi; Basidiomycota; Ustilaginomycetes; Ustilaginales
Product: Metal-dependent hydrolase, composite domain protein
Exons: 1
Coding region: 1-1332 (443 amino acids)
Biological process (GO): N-acetylglucosamine catabolic process
Molecular function (GO): N-acetylglucosamine-6-phosphate deacetylase activity
Source: RefSeq, a predicted model, not a curated record
AUGCCGACCUCAACCACCUCCUCGGCCAGCGAAGGCCUGCUGCGGUUCACCAACUGUCUCGCGCUGCGACCGGACGGCUCGCUUCCAUCCGACCCCACCACCUACUCGCUCCACGUCGACCCAGCCGCAGGCAAGAUCGUCGAUGGUCAAUCCGCCUUCUUCUCCUCCUCCCUCGCUUUCACCUCCACCAUCGACCUCGGUGGGGACUAUCUCGUUCCCGGCUUCAUCGAUGUUCAGAUCAACGGCGGUUACGGCGUCGAUUUCUCGGAAUACGACGGCGAUGCGAAAACCUACCUCGAUGCGUUGGAUCUGUUUGCGCAGAGAAUCCUCGAGACGGGCGUAACGUCCUUUGUACCGACGAUCAUCACGCAGAAUGCAGAACGGUAUCGGGAGAUCCUGCCGUUGUUGGCGCCAAGAAGCCGGGCAGGGCAGGCGAGCAGUUUAGGGUGGCAUUGCGAAGGACCCUUUUUGUCGCCGCAUAAGAAGGGCGCACAUUGCUCGAGUCUCAUUCGGGACGCACCGGAGGGCGUGCGGACGCUGGAGGAGGUGUACGGCGCGGGAGUGGAUGGACUGGAUAUGCCAAACCCGGCAGUGAAGUUGCUCACCCUGGCCCCCGAGGUCGAGGGGAUCCUGCCAGCCAUUCCCGAGCUGGUCAAGCGCGGGGUGACGGUCUCCAUCGGUCACACGGCAUCCGGGAUCGACACGGCUCAAGCGGCCAACCAGGCAGGAGCACGAUUCAUCACCCACCUCUUCAACGCCAUGGGGUCAUUCAACCAUCGCGAUCCAGGUGUGAUCGGUCUGCUCGGCGAUAGCGAUCUCGAUCAACCCCUUCCCGUCGCCAAGUCUACCGCUCCCACUCACACCGACGAGAGCCGAAAGGGAAGACCGUACUACGGUCUCAUCGCAGACGGGUUCCAUUCGCACCCGUGUUCCGUUCGAAUGGCGUACAGCGCCCACCCAAACGGCUGUGUGCUGGUCAGCGACGCAAUGCCUUGGAUGGACCCCACCAAACCCGACGGCGUCUACCCCUGGCGUGAGGGUCAGAACGUUACAAAGCUCGGUAACAAGGUUACGCUUGAAGGGACAGACACGCUCGCAGGGAGCGUGGUUCCCAUCAGCGACUGCGUCACGAAUCUGGCCCGGUACGCGAGCGUGCCGUUGCACACCGCGGCACUGUGCGCGAGCGGGAACGCGGCAAAGAUGCUCGGGCUGGAGCGGACGAAGGGGUUCUUGAGGGCGGGGGGCGAUGCCGAUCUCGUCGUGCUGGAUCGGGUCACCGGGGAGGUCAAGCAGACCUGGGUGGCCGGGCGGAAGGUCUGGGAGAGGAAGUAG